CCACAGACGCACAGCGGCAGCGCAGCUUUCACCCACAAUGAUAUUCAAGGCACUUGCGGCUCGUCUGCAGCGAUAGGAGAAAAGAGGACAGAAAAGAGAGCCUCACCUCCUCUAACAGCGAGUGAGGUAGGGAAAAGAGUCAGAGAGCGAGAGGAAGACGAGAGGCUGUGGAGUUAAAAGAAAGACAACGGCGGCUUGGACCUCCUGCCAGGACUCUUUAAUUGUCUGCGCUUUAUUAUAAAGUGUCUAAUUUUCACACAGAUUCGACAUGUCAUCAUCCGGUAAAGACAACAGCGGUGCCCAACACGCCAAUUACGUGGGACCUUACCGUUUGGAGAAGACGCUCGGAAAAGGACAGACAGGGUUGGUCAAACUUGGAGUCCACUGUGUAACAUGCCAGAAAGUCGCCAUUAAGAUUGUGAACCGUGAGAAACUCAGCGAGUCAGUACUAAUGAAGGUGGAGCGAGAAAUAGCUAUUCUGAAACUCAUAGAACACCCACAUGUUUUAAAGCUACACGAUGUCUACGAAAAUAAAAAAUACUUGUACCUCGUGCUAGAACACGUGUCUGGUGGUGAACUGUUCGACUACUUGGUGAAGAAAGGCAGGUUAACACCUAAAGAGGCCAGGAAAUUUUUCAGACAAAUCAUGUCUGCCUUGGAUUUUUGCCACAGUCAUUCCAUAUGUCACAGGGAUCUAAAGCCAGAGAACCUCUUGCUAGAUGAAAAGAACAACAUCAGGAUAGCAGACUUUGGCAUGGCUUCCCUUCAGGUUGGCGAUAGUUUGUUGGAAACCAGCUGUGGAUCUCCGCACUACGCAUGUCCAGAGGUCAUCAGGGGAGAGAAGUAUGACGGGAGGAAAGCAGACGUCUGGAGCUGUGGGGUCAUUCUUUUUGCUCUGUUGGUGGGCGCCCUACCGUUUGAUGAUGACAACUUAAGGAAUCUUUUGGAGAAGGUGAAGCUGGGUGUGUUUCACAUGCCACACUUCAUCCCUCCAGAUUGUCAGAACCUUCUCCGUGGCAUGAUUGAAGUGGAUGCCUCCAAAAGAUUAACGUUAGAACAGAUCCAGAAGCACACAUGGUACAUAGGAGGCAAAAAUGAACCAGAGCCAGAGCAGCCAGUUCCCAGGAAGGUGACCAUCCGCAGCCUGCCCUCUGCAGAAGAUAUCGACCCCGACGUACUGGACAGCAUGCACUCUUUGGGCUGCUUCAGAGACAAAAACAAAUUACUGAAAGACCUGCUCUCAGAUGAUGACAACCAAGAGAAGAUGAUCUACUUCUUGCUAUUGGAUCGAAAGGAGAGGUACCCUAGUCAGGAGGACCAGAAUCUUCCCCCUCGCAAUGAGAUUGAUCCUCCGAGGAAGAGAGUGGACUCUCCCAUGUUGAAUCGUCAUGGCAAGAGGAGACCAGAGAGGAAGUCCAUGGAGGUCCUCAGUGUCACGGACGGAGGCUCACCUGUCCCGGCCAGGAGGGCUAUCGAUAUGACACAGCAUGGACAAAGUAAAUCAGUUUACAGUAAAAGCUUGGAUAUUCCUGAUGCCAGUACAAAAUGCAGCAAAGAAGAAAGGUCGCGGUCUAUUAGUGGAGCCUCCUCUGGUCUCUCCACCAGCCCGCUCAGCAGCCCACGGGUUACCCCUCACCCUUCCCCUCGAGGCAGCCCCCUCCCCACCCCAAAGGGCACCCCAGUGCACACUCCCAAGGACAGCCCAGCUGGGACACCUACUCCAACACCGCCCCCAAGCCCCUCUAUUGGAGGCAUGCCUUGGAGGACGCGCCUCAACUCCAUCAAGAACAGCUUCCUGGGCUCACCACGUUUCCAUCGCAGGAAACUCCAAGUUCCCACACAAGAGGAGAUGUCCAGCCUCACACCAGAGUCUUCCCCAGAACUUGCCAAAAAAUCCUGGUUUGGUAACUUCAUCAACCUGGAAAAAGAGGAACAGAUCUUCAUUGUCAUCAAAGACAAACCUCUCAGCUCAAUCAAGGCAGACAUCGUUCAAGCCUUUCUCUCGAUUCCCAGCCUGAGCCACAGUGUCAUCUCUCAGACCUCUUUUCGAGCAGAGUACAAGUCAACAGCCGGCCCCACAGUCUUCCAGAAGCCGGUGAAAUUUCAGGUGGAUAUCACCUACACAGAGAGCACAGCUGCCACUAAGGAGAAUGGCAUCUACUCUGUAACCUUCACCCUGCUCUCAGGACCCAGCCGACGCUUUAAACGAGUAGUGGAGACGAUUCAGAGCCAGUUGUUAAGCACACACGAUCAGCCUGGGGUCCAACAGCUUUCCGGCAGCCCAUUGAGUAACUUCUUUGACGUAAUUAAACAACUUUUUUCAGACGAGAAGAAUGGACAGGUGCCCUACCCCCCUGGCACGCCCUCCAAGCACUGCCCCUCACCCAUGCACGUCCGGAGGCAUGACCCAGAAAAUAAUGACACCAAAUUCCCCGCUGCAGGCCGAGACAGAGCCCACUUGUCGGUGGCAUCUGUGGGGACACCAGAGGAAUCUUAGACCGUGGCGCUUUGUAGCCAUCCCAGUAUCACUUUAAGCCAGAGACACAGAGAGAAUAUGCUAUCUGUACAUAGCUAGAUAUAUAUAUAUAGAAAUCAUUUAUGGACAUCUUUUCUAUAAAAUGACUUUAUAUAGAUAGAAAUAUAUUAAAAGAAUCAAAGUGAUAUUUUGCAAACAACAUGUUGCACCAACACAACAGACACACACCCUUGCCAUUCCACUCCCCUUUCCAUUACCCCUCAGUGUCCACCAUCAUUACCACCCCUGUACCCUAACCAUCUAAUCACCUGUGGGCCUCAGUUGUUUGCUCCCAUGCUGCUGCUAACCUGUGUGAUGACCUGACUUGUUUCUGAUACCAGGAAUUAUCCAGAAAACCUAUUAAAGUCCAUCCUCCUGCUCCCUGCUCCAUUCGCCCUCCCUCGACCACCCCUCCACACCCCUCCAGCGUGCCAAGAGAGACGGACAAUUGUUGACGGAGGACUCUUCUUAUAGCGGUGUGCUGGGGGAGGGGUUACCAUGGAAACAGACCCUUCAUGCAGACUUCUACCUUCAUCUUCCUCUGCACCCCGACUCCACCCCUGGCAGCCAUCAGUAGAAGUAGACAAAAAAAAAAAUCCUGUAGUGUUCUUGUUCUUAGAAACACACAAGCACACACAUCCCAAUAAAAACAAGACCACUCGCUCCCCUCACCAGCUAUCACCGUUCUCUGACCUCAAGGAGCAUUUGCUAAUUGGAAAACGAGCAUUAUUCAAAAACACUACAGACGCCACAUACACAAAACAUACACGCACAGAUCCAGUAUGCACAAAAACUCUGGGAUGUAUCAACAAUGAUGAACAACAUUUUAAAAAAAAAAGAAGACAACAUGCAGAAACACGAGGAGGAGAGAAGGGAGAGGAGUUUUGUGGAAAGCCCAAACAGCCGACACGGAUGCUUGCUGGAUUGUAUUUGUUUGCUUUUUAUUAUAAUGUACUUUCUUUGUGAAGAACUGGGUUUGAAAUACUAACUGACUUUAUUAGACUUAAUACUAUUGCUGCAAAACAGACUGGAAUUGUGUUUUCAGAGAGGAGUUGGGUGCGAGAAGAACAGGGCAGCGGGAGAUAUUAAAUGAUAGUAUAGGGUGGGGGGAGGGAAGUGGGUGGAUAUUCGGGUAUUUAAAAUGAAUGAUCUAUUCUGUUGUACAGACUGAUAUCAUUUCUUAUGUAAAAAAAGAAAAAAAAAAAAGAAAUGUCUAGUUGUGACACUGUUUAGAUACCAUAGGAACAGGUUGGUAAACCUGAGCCUGCCACUUACUGUCAUUUUAAAUUCUGUGUAUUUUUGUUACAUGAUCAUGUACGUCUUUGUUUGAUUGACCCAAUAAUGAUCCAAACACUCCUGUUUCCUAUUAUCUGCAGCAUUUUUUUCUUUGGUUUUCAUUUAUACCUCUCUCUAGUCUCACUUACCAGCAGUAGGAGUAGAGAAACAAACGAAAAAAUGACGUGAUAAAUGCAACUGUGGAUAUUUUUGUAUUGUUGUCCUUAUUUAUUCAUGUUUGUUCAUCUCACUGUUUGAUUUCCUAAUUUAUUAUAUCUUGGCUAUUUAUAUGAACAAAGCUGUUAGGUCAGUUGAAUGUUAUUUAUUACCCUCUUGUGUGUUCGUAAAUGGGACAUUUAAAGAAAAAAAAAAGAACUUUUAUUUCCUUUGCUUUGGUCUGACUUUAACUGAAUUAUGUGAACUUUGACAAGUCAUAAAUUCUCUUUUCCAUGCUCUCUCUGCAGAGGGAAAGAGAACUUGUGGGAACUCUUGGAAAAAAAAUGAUUUACCAGUAAUUUAAGAAUGUAGACUUAGCCUCUUUUUGGAGAGGGAAUAUGCUCUUCUAUUGAUAUUUGUCAGUUUCAUAUUAUUGUGCGUGUAGGCCAGGCUGGAGGAGAAGAACACCACAGAUCCUGAUCUGCUUCUUCUCUUUGUAAAUAGACAGACAAACCGUGGGGGUUGAUUGUUUUCUCAACAAUGCUGGGGAUUCCUGCUCUGUGCUUUUAGCUUGUAUUGCUGUGUGCAUGUCAAAACAUGAGCUUUUCUUUGCAUGGCUUUAGUGUUAAUGUUCCAUGCCAAACUCACUCCUUCUCUCAGCCUUCAUCACUUCUCUUUCCACAAAACUACCUUUUAAAAUUUAAAUUCCCCUUCUGUCCCUUACUUUCCCACCCUUUCUGCUUUUAUUUCUGGCUCUUUUUUUCUUUUAAAUUGUUCCCUUGGCCCUGCUGAUCUUUCCCUUCGUCCUCCUCCUCCUCCUUAUCUUGUGCACAAAGUUUUUGAAGGAUGCUUCCUCAACUCUGUACCUCUCUCUGGAAGGCUCUGAGGUCUGGGCUCUCUCUACCCGUUAGUAGUAGAGGCACAGGGAGGGGAUACCAGUACUACAAACACAAAGCAAUACCCUGAUAUGCGCCCUCCUUUCUGUUUUCUACAAUGGGAAGCUAGCAGCACUAAGGAUAUCUAAUGAUUCAGAGGCCUACAUGGGUCUUUUGACAGAGCAGGAGCAAAACUGACUGUAAUCCCCAUAAAACAUAACUGUGAGCAUCUUCAGUGCUGAAACAAAUAAACUCAUUCAGUUAUGGUG
Molecule: messenger RNA, 5090 nt
Organism: Haplochromis burtoni (Burton's mouthbrooder)
Lineage: Eukaryota; Metazoa; Chordata; Actinopteri; Cichliformes; Cichlidae
Gene: brsk2a
Product: BR serine/threonine kinase 2a
Exons: 20
Coding region: 269-2497 (742 amino acids)
Biological process (GO): microtubule cytoskeleton organization; intracellular signal transduction; protein phosphorylation
Cellular component (GO): cytoplasm
Molecular function (GO): protein serine/threonine kinase activity; ATP binding; tau-protein kinase activity
Source: RefSeq, a predicted model, not a curated record